GUAGAUGUAAUUUUGCAUUAAACUUCAUGCAUGUGUUUCACUAAUAAUAUUGCUAUUUUGUUGGUAAGAAAUUAGAUCUAAAUCUAAUUAUUUUUAAAAGAGGCUCAGUCACAGCUGAUCGGAUCGAUCACAUGACCAUUGUUACUAACAACAUGGCGGAUGCCCGAGCUCCUCGUCUGUUAAUCGACCUUAAUAACAUAUUUCGAAAAGAUCCAAAUAUAGAUGAGUAUGAUAUUUUACCAGUAGUCGAAGCUACACACAACAGGUCUCCAUUUUUUGUUGAAAAUCACAAGCUUGGAGUUGAAGCAUGGGCAGUUAAGCUGCUGGUGAAAUAUUGUGCUAAUAGACUUAUUGGAUGGAGGGGACAGAACAGUUCAGAAAAGUGUCUAGAUCCUGUUGAAGUUUCUCAUCUGAGCAGAGCUGUGUUAUUAUUCAAUCCAGAUAACUACACAGCUUGGAAUAUUAGGAAGGAACUCAUAGAAAGUGGAUACCUAUCCAUCAAAGAUGAUCUUUCAUUUGGGGUUCUCAUCAUCUCCAAGCAUCCCAAAAGCCCAGAAACAUUUAUUCACAGGCGAUGGCUCUUUCAACAACUUCUUGAUCAUUGUUUGUCAUCAAGCUCUGGUAGCAACAGUUCUUCUUGUUCAAAUGUACCUGGACCUAAUAUGGAAGUAACAGCAACUGUGGAAAGUAUUGAUUUGGAUUUAAAUGAGCCCACAGAGACAGGAUUUUUCAAUGGGGCAUUUUCUUUAGAGGCUAGUAGGCUACUGAAAACACAGACACACUUGGAGCUAGAUGUUUGUGCAACGGCAGCUGAACGAUAUCCUUGCAACUACCACGCCUGGUCUCAUAGAAUUUGGAUUGUGAAAUAUUGUCUUAACUGUUCUUUGCAGAUACUACUAAAAGAACUGAAGUCAACAGAAAAGUGGACAUCAACACAUAUAUCAGAUCACAGUGGCUUUCAUUACAGACAGUUUUUACUUACAGAAAUUCAUGCUAGAAAUGACAGGUUUUCAUCAUUACACUCCCAGAACUCAACAGAUCUUUUUGUUAAGGAGAUGGUGUUUGUUCGUGACCUGAUUGACACCUACCCAGGUCAUGAAGCUUUGUGGUACCACAGAAGAUUUGUGUUUCAAUCCCUCUUAAGGCCUGAACAUUUGGAAUUGAGUGCAAGAUGCUGUCAUUUACACCCGAGAAAUGGACAUGCCCCUGCAUGUAAUGAGGUGGAUCAGAACUUCAAAACCAUCAAAUCAUUUUUAGCUGCUCAGGAAAUUGAAUCUGUCACAACCAAAGAAGCCAGCUGUUCACACAAGUACAAUCAAAUGUAUUGUAAGAAAUUUGUGCAAUGGAUUCAGAAUAGCUUUUUAUAAAAUUUACUACAUUUCAGAAAGUUUACUUUUCUCCGUCUGGGAAAAAAUGGUUAACUUGAAGAAAAAGGAACUAUAAAUAUUUGUGAUGGUUUUAGUUUCUAGAACUAGAUUUUAUUUAAAAUGUGGCUUUGUUUAGAUUUUCUAGUCAUAAUGGAAAUACCACUCAAACAAGGGUAAAAAAAAAGGGCAUAUUAACCUUUUAGUUCAGAAUUGUUAAAAAGUUUAUUUCUUUGCAGCAUAACUUGAUCCACAUAAUUUUUAAUCAAAUCAUGCCAUUGAAUGGUUCUUGUAUACCCAAAUAUUGUUUUUAAAAUACGCCCUAUUAAGGUAAAAAUAUUUUAUAUUAUUUCUCGUUUUACCUGAUAUGAGCUUUAUCUUAAAAUAUUUUCAAAAAUAUUCCUGCAUUUACUUAGAUUUGCCAUAUUGAGUAUUGUUGCUGUUGUGUUUACCAUGUAGAUGAAAAUGCUUAUCUGUGAUGACAGCUACUAUCCACAGCUUAUAAAUAAUUUAAUUGAAUGUACAUUUAAACUUUACCCAUUUUCCAUUUCUUUAAUGUAUGUGCACAUUGCAGCCAGUUUUAUUUCAUGUUUCUAUAACAAUAUAUAGUUUAUUAAUGUUUGCAAUGUUUUUUUUUUUAAAUAUCAUGUUUAUCAAAAAGACUAUUUUAACAUGACAACAGUUGAUCUUGUACAUUUCGAUUUUAAUCUUGAUCUAUUUGAAUUGUGUUCAAGAUUUUAAUGCUGAUUGUAUUUUAGCCUAGCCAGGUUGUUGUUUUUGUUGUCCCUGAAAAGCAUUUAUUAGCUCAUUUCUCACUUCAGCAUCAACACCUAGCCUCCAUUUACCUGCAAAAGCUACAUGCAUUAUACCUUUUAAUCAAACCCCUAGAUCUAAUUAACAUGAGUAAGCAGCAUGGGAUUGAACAAAGUUUUAAAAUUUUCUUGUUAUUUUUUGUGUGUGAGUUUUUUCCCAGCUCAGGAAUUCAUUUUAAUGCAAAACUUAGCUUAGUUCUUAGAGUGCCUAAUAUCUUCUAUUCACAAAACAAUGUUUUAGUGCUUCACAGAAACAUUUUUUUUAUAAACAACAAUUACAAAACUAUUUUAUUUUUUAAAAGUUUUAAAACAAUAACUCCUUUACUUUGAAUACAAUUUUAGUAUUGCUAUGAAGUUUUAACAUUAAAGCUUUAAUACAAGUGUGAUGUUGUUUAUAAUAAAAAAACACAAUUUUCUUCUUCAUCAUCAUUAGUCUAGAGCAUAUUUUAUAGCUGCUAGUACAUUCCUUUCUGCAAGUAGUGAGUUGUGAUUAAAAUGUUACCAUAAGGUUGUUGCUGUGGAAGAUGCAUUGUAUGGUUUUUUUUAAUAUGGCAUAGAUUACUAGUAUUUAAAAUCAAAGUAAAAUUUACAUAGUAAAGCUUCUGCAAUUUGUUACCUAAAUAAAAAAAACAAUUGCAAAUAUUUUUAAUUUUUGCCACUCUAGCAGAAGGUAUUAUCCUGUUUCAGAAUGUCUUUUCAUAACUGAAUUUGUUCUCUUGAGAAAUUUUAAAUUUAUAAAGUAUAAUUUUAAAUUCAUGAAUGUAUAAUAAAUAACCUAAAAAAAUUGCCACUCUUAGCAAUUUACUUGUAAAAAGUUUUUUGAUUCAGUUAUUUAUAAACAAUUUCAUGAGAUCACUCACUGGCAGCAUAAAACAGUCUGUUGGUAAACAAUAACUUACAAACCCAUAUGUGUUUAGUGACUAAAGUCACCUAUAAUGUCAAUAUAAAUUGAAUUUUUUUUCAUCAGUGUUUGAUAUUUAAUUGCCACACUUGCAAUGCAUUUAUUGAAUUUUAAGUAAAAAUACAUGAAGUUUAUGAAUUGUUGUGGGCCUUGUGCUAAAUAAUAGCACAAAACUGAAUCUCUUACUUCAAGUUCUCAUCAUUUGAGAAUAUGUGAUAGUCUUAGACUAUAUAUAACUAUAUAUAGACUAUAUAACGUACAAGCUCAGAAAGAGGAUAGAUCUGGAAUAAAUUGCUGGUAAUAUGUUGUUGAACUUUGUCUCAUACUGUUAAUCUUGAGAUGAAUGCAAAUAGUUCAUUACAAUAUGCACCUUAAACAUCCGCCCCAUUGCUUUCAUUACUUGGUAUCUGGCUUAAUCCUCUAGCUGUACAAACUAAGAAAUAAUGUUAAAAUAUAUGUUGUUGCAUUUUUACUAUCAGUUAUUAAUAAAAUAAUGGGUAAUAUUAUGUUAAUUUUUAAAGCAAAUGAAUAAUUUUACUUAUUAUUUAAUUUAUGGAAAAAAGUAUACAUUUUUUACUACAGCUUAAAAAUUUAGUUGCAUAUUUAAUUUACUUAACAAAUUGAAGUGUUCUAUUAGACAAUGCAUGAUCUUCUUCCCUCUUCACAUUAAAUGGUGUGGGGCUUUUCUGUAUUGUUGAAUGAAUUGCUAAGCUGCUUGCCAACAUAAUUAACUGAACAAUUUUUGUUCAAAAUCCUUGAAAAUAUUAACCAACCAUCUCGUAUUGAUUAGCCAGACUUCCAUAUAUAGAUACUGCAUAUUUCCAAACGCCUGAUAAUGUCCUGUUAUAUACAAAAAUACAGCACUAGUUUUUCUUUUCUAAAUUACAGUACAACAAGCUAUUUGGUGCACUACUUUACAAUAUAUACUAUUUGUAAAAAAUUAUUUUUACAAGAAUUUUUUUUCAAAAUCAAUGCAAACAUUCACCAGGACAGCAUUUAAAUGUGUCAAUAUUUAAGUAAUCUCAUUUAAAAAAAUAUUUUAAAGGUUAUUUAGUGAAGUACAUUCUUUAAACUAUCCCUGCAUUACAAUAUUGUCUUGAAAUAAUCAUGAACAAAUAAAUAGUUUUGUAACUUCAACAUGUGGUUUUAUUUUUUUACUGAAACCAACUAGUUUUAAGUAAUUUUU
This is a messenger RNA of Physella acuta, 4263 nucleotides long. Its product is annotated as protein prenyltransferase alpha subunit repeat-containing protein 1-like. Gene Ontology annotation, cellular component: cytoplasm. Gene Ontology annotation, molecular function: protein prenyltransferase activity. The record is from RefSeq and is a predicted model, not a curated record. NCBI's taxonomy places the organism in Eukaryota, Metazoa, Mollusca, Gastropoda, Physidae. Gene Ontology annotation, biological process: protein prenylation.